This is a messenger RNA of Pomacea canaliculata, 569 nucleotides long. RefSeq lists its product as uncharacterized. Lineage: Eukaryota; Metazoa; Mollusca; Gastropoda; Architaenioglossa; Ampullariidae. The transcript has 3 exons. The record is from RefSeq and is a predicted model, not a curated record. Bases 9 to 503 code for a protein of 164 amino acids.
CAUCAGCCAUGAGUAGUUUCGAACACAGUACACGUGAACUCUGCCUCCUGGCUCUUGUGACUGGCCUGCAAUUGUUUGUAUCUUCACCAGGUACAGGUGAGUGUCUGUCGCUGGAAAUAAAAGGUCAAAGUGCAUUUACAGUUUUGGAAGGAGCGAACUCAAAAAUUGACUUCUUCAUCUACAACAUGUCUCGCGAAGAAGCAAUAACUUUGUAUGUAUCAAAAGGUGGAUUACAUAAUAAGAUGGACAGUUCAUGCAAACUCGUCCUGAAUCAAACUACUUGCAUCAAGUUUAGUGGACCAUGUCAGUGCUCAACAAGACCCAGUGAGGGUCGACUGCAAUUUGUCUUUAAGAGAAAGUUUCAGGAGCAAGAUUCAGGCGAGUGGAGGUUCUAUGUUUGGAAUACCAACAUAAUACAAACUGUCAACAUUUCUGUGAAACAAACUGUCAACAAUACUGGGAAAGUGGAUUUUUGCUUGGUUGGACAAAUUGGGUGCAAUUGAGUGCAAGGAAAAAAAAAUUAGUAUGAGUGCGUUUUGUUUGUCUUACUUUCAGCAGUUGAAGUUACU